Molecule: messenger RNA, 2175 nt
Organism: Dreissena polymorpha
Lineage: Eukaryota; Metazoa; Mollusca; Bivalvia; Myida; Dreissenidae
Exons: 14
Coding region: 308-1480 (390 amino acids)
Source: RefSeq, a predicted model, not a curated record
UUUGCUACUCAAUAGGAGUGCGUGUCAUGUUACGUUUUAAAGCUUCAAGUGAAAAAUGCUCUAUCAAAUGGAUUUCUUCAAAUAAGUUACUUGUCUAUAGCAUAUAUUUUAUCAAAAAUGCUCACAAAAGCGCUUUAAACUUGAAGCAACUAACCACUAACCACUAACAAGAACUUUAUAUUUAAACAUUGUCAGUUUGGCGUACGACAGAAACACAUCGUCAGAUUAAGCAAAAACUAAUCGUGAAUAAGCUGAAUCAUAGGUUAUCAUUUUUCCAAACGUUUUAUGUUCUACAUUAAGCGGUUAAAUGAUGCUGGAAUCAUUUGACAAGAAAAUGGUGCUCUUUUCGUUUGCGUUGUACGUGUGUGCAGUUGGCGUCAGUUCGUAUGCAACGCCUACGGAAAACACAUUAACUUUUCUUCCACUAAACGGAUACAAUGAUUUACUUGAAUGCACAUCAUCUUCAGAAGGCAUUGCGUUCAAUUUUACCAAAGCCUCCAACAAGGAAACGCUUUUUGUAGCAGAAUGUUUACGCGAUGAAAAAUCAUGCACGUUAAGAAGCAAGGAUAAUUAUGUCGUAUCUAAAACUGACAACGGUGGGAUACUUGAAAUUUUGAAUCUUAGUGAUGAAACGUAUGGCAACUACACAUGUUUCCAAAGCAGUCAACGAGAAAACGCAAAGCAUAUUUAUGUAGGAUACACAGAUGAAACGCAUUUAAAUGCAGUAAAAUUCACCAAAGUACUUGGACGCAAGGACGUACUUGUAUGUGAAUCAAACAAUUCAAUUUCAUUUAAAUAUAAAAAUGCUUCGAGUGGAAAAGAGGAUGUUAUAGCGGAGUGUGUGCAUAACUUGCUUUGCUAUGUAUCUGUAAACAAUAACUUUAAAGCUAUAAAAAGCAUGAAUGGUGGCAUACUAGUCAUCAGAAACGUCACCAAAGAAACGGAAGGGAUAUACACGUGUUUCGAAACAAAUAACAAGACAAACGAAGUGCAAAUAAGUGUCAGAGUGAGUGCAGAAACAGAACCAACACGACCAACGUCAACACUUGCAACAGACGUAUCUACUAAAACCUCAGAUGAUUCAUUAAAUACGGGUUUCAUAAUAGUUUCGGUAUUUGCUGGAGUCAUUACCCUAGUGCUUAUACUUUCGGCAACGUAUAGAAAAUGUCGAAAACAUUAUUGCCGAACAAAAAAGAACGAGGAGGGAAAUGACAGUGUUUUGCAUCACAUAAUGCAGCAGGACAAAAGUACAUGUACAGAGAAUGUCUCAACUGAAUCGACGCUGCUGCCCGAGGUGGAUAAUACCCGUGAUUUGAUAAACAAAACGCCGCAGGAUACCGAAGAUCAGGACAAUGUUUCGACUGAAUUGACGCAGACGAAUGAAGACGACAAUGACGCUAGCUUUAUGGCAAUGAAACAGGAUGUACAUGAAGGCGAACGAAUGCUGCUUUUGGAGCAAAGAAUACCAGUUUCGAUUUAAAUGAAGAAGGACGAAAACUGCUUUUGGGCGAAGUUUACCAGUUCCGAAAGUAACUGAUAGCAAUGCAUUUUAUCAAAACUAACAAAGUCAAUGGUUUAUGAGCUAUGAAAACAAUGCGACGGGAGUCCUGUAUGCACAUGCAUACGACUGCUUGAAUAUUUUGGAAAGCAGUUUGGCUUCAACACUUUCUCGAUAUCUGUUUUACAAGAAUAGUAAUAUUAUUUCGAGAGAAUAAACUUCUUUGAAAUAUCACAUAAAUAGUUAUCAUAAAGAAUGCGUUGUGAGUUCACAAACAUAAGGUGGUAAAGCGACUUCUCAAAUAAGAGAAACGUCCGUCGCUUCGACAAAAUAAGCAAUCGUAGCAUAAAGCGCAACAUCGGGACAAAAAAAAACAUAGGUUCGAUUUUGAGUUGCUUUCUUAUAGAAUAUACGUUAAAUAUCAUAGACACGAUCAUUCGUUCCCACAAAACACUAUUAAACAGUGAGAAAAUGAUUGUUUCAUUGUCUUUGUAUCCUUAACCGGAAGAAAAGCUGCACAGAAACUAAACAUGACACUUUGCCUGUUUUGUACUAUAUUGUAUCCAUUUAAUAAUUACAAUCUUACUUCAAACAAUCUUAUACAUUAUUUAAUAUUGUUUAUGAUGUGCACUGCUUGCAUAGCAGUAGACGGCAUUUAUAUGACUUAAUCUAAGUAA